This is a messenger RNA of Cynoglossus semilaevis (tongue sole), 2372 nucleotides long. Its product is annotated as leukocyte surface antigen CD53-like. The transcript has 8 exons. The record is from RefSeq and is a predicted model, not a curated record. Gene Ontology annotation, cellular component: plasma membrane. The coding region runs from base 153 to 848 and encodes 231 amino acids. Lineage: Eukaryota; Metazoa; Chordata; Actinopteri; Pleuronectiformes; Cynoglossidae.
UGAAAACCCCUUAUGGAGCAGAAGAAACAGAGAGCGAAGGGGAAGUGAGGGACAGUAACUGUAGCAGGGGAACAGAGCUCUGAGGUGAAAACAACAUCAAUCUACGUGUUUUUCUUAUUCUUUUACACGGGUCUGAUCAGUAGUGUGGCUCCAUGGCUCACGGCUGCCUCAAGUGUUUAAAGUACACCAUGUGUGUCACCAACUUCCUGUGCUUCAUGUGUGGUGUGUCAGUGUUGAGUUUUGGUAUCUACUUGAUGGCGAAAUUCCGAGUGGUUGCCCUCAUACCAGAGUUAGCUAACUUUAACAUUGCUAAUAUGCUGAUGGUCAGUGGAAUCAUCAUCACCUGUGUCUCCUUCCUGGGGUUUCUGGGAGCUUUGAAGGAGAACCGCUGUCUGCUCCUCAUGUACUUCCUGCUGCUGUUUCUCCUGAUGGUGGUGGAGUUGACAGCAGCCUGUUUGCUGCUGGUGUCUGAUGGAAAGAUUGAGUCAGUGGUUGAAGAGACGCUCGUCAAAGGUUUGGAGGAGGUAAAAAAUGGAAAAGCAAAGAAUUCAACAAUACUGAAUGAGUGGGAUCUACUCCAGAAGAAUUUUGAUUGCUGUGGAGUCAAGAACGAGUCUGACUGGGGAAACAAAGUUCCUACAUCCUGCUGCAAGAGCCAAUGUACAAUUCCCAGACCUCCAUUCAGAGAGAAGGGAUGUUAUAAAAAAUUGAAGAUAUGGGUGGAGGAUAAUUUUCUGACAAUAGGAAUCUCUGUCAUUGCCCUCUGUGUCAUUGAGGUGUUGGGAAUGUGUUUUGCUAUGACGCUCUACUGCCACAUCAGCAAAUCAGGGCUGGGGUACAAGUUAUAGAUAUAUAUAGAUGACGUCCACUUAUAGGACAAAGGAAUCGAACAAAGGAAGUUAUAUCAUUUGUGUUUUCCUCACACUGUCAACCUCUGUGUUUUUGUAAUUAAUCACUCUUUAUUGCAUUUACAACCUACAUUAUGUUUAUCUGUAGUGUCUAAAUAUACAACACAUCCUAUAUACACUGUGUGCACAAUUAUUAGGCAAGUUGUAUUUUUGAGGAUUCAUUUUGUUAUUGUACAACUACAGUGCUACUGUGUCUGGAAAUUUCUCCAUCAGUCUUGAGCACACUAGAUAUGAGAAGCAAACAGUUUCUUAAAGUGACAGUACAGCAUGAAGCAAUGAUAAUAAAUUAAAUUCUUCCAACACUUGGUCAAUCCAAAAUGUUAACAAACCCUCAAACUUGAACAUUUAAGUAGUAAAAGUGAAGUUUUGGCUUUCUUAAGACAAUUUCUACAUGUACACCAUUAUUAGGCAACUAUUAGUGUGCAGAAUUAUUAAGCAACUAAAUGAAAAACAAAGAUUUUCCCAUCUCACUUGUUUAUUUUUACUUGUUAAAGUGAGAAUAAUAAACUCAAAAUUUACAAAUAAACAUUUCUAAAAUUAAAAAAAAAAACCCUCAGUGACCAAUAUAGCCACCCAUUAUUUCGAUAACAGUCGCAAGCCUUCCAUUCACGGAGUCAGUCAGUUUCUUGAUGGUCAGAAUUAACUUUAUGUGCAGCCGCAACCACAGCCUCCCAGACACUGUUCAGAGAGGUGUACUAUUUAUCUUCACUGUCAAUUUCCUGCCUAAGAAGGGCCCAAAAGUUCUAAAUAGGGUUUAAGUAAGGUGAAGAAGGGGGCCAUGUCAUUAGUUUUUCAUCUUUAAGGCCCUUACUGGCCAGCCACGCAGUGGAGUACUUUGAUGCAUGUGAUGGAGCGUUGUCUUGCAUAAAAAUCAGUCUUCUUAAAAGAUGCAGACUUUUUCCUGUACCACUGCUUGAAGAAAGUGCCUUCUAAAAAUUUGCAGUAGGUCUGAGAGUUGAUUUUGCAUCCAUUUUCAAUCCAAAAAGGUCCAACUAGCUCAUCUUUAAAAAUACCAGUACCCUACCUCCACCUUGCUGGCGUCUGAGUUGAAGUGGAGCUCUGUGUCCGUUACUGAUCCAACCACGAGCCCAUCCAUCUGGUCACUCUCAUCUCAUCAGUCCACAAAACUUUGAAAAUCUGUCUUCAGAUAUUUCUUGGCCCAUUCUUGAUGUUUCAACUUAUGUGUCUUGUUCAGAGGUGGUAGGGUUUCAGCUUUUCUUAUCUUGGCCAUGUCUCUGAGAACUGAAUACCUCGUACUUCUUGACACUCCAGGUAGGUUGCAGUUGUGGAAUAUGGCAGCACUGGAGGUUAAUGGUUUCCUGCUAGCUUCAUGUUUGAUUCUUCUCAAAUCUUUGGCAGUAAAUUUGCGUCUUUUCUUCUCGACACUUUUCUUGCGACCCUGUUAAAUAUUUCCAAUAAAAUAUUUGAUGGUUCUGUGAUCACACCCCAAUAACUUAGAUAUGU